AUGACCCACCCAGAUCCGGGCUCACGCGAGGAGACGCCGCUGGCGCCGGCGCGGACACCGUUCCCUGACUGCAUCGCCAGUGACGCGGGCCUCGGCUUCAUCAUCGGUGGCGCGGGCGGGUCCGUGUUCCACUUCCACAAGGCCCUCCGCAGCUCGCCCAGCGGCCGCCGCCUCGCCGGCGGCGUGCAAGCCGUUCGCGCGAACGCGCCCCGCCUCGCCGGGACUUGGACAGGCCUGCUUGUCGCCUUCUCCGCCGUCGAUUCCGCCAUGUACUCCGCUCGCGGCAAGGAUGACCCGUGGAACCGCAUCGUCGCGUUCGCCUGCAUGCGAGGCCUACGCCAUAGACGCAAGGGGCUCAAAGCCGCCAUCAGGUCCGCGCUCGUCGGCGCCGUUUUCUGGGGCCUCGUCGAGGUUUCGGUGAUCGGUAUGGACGCCGACUUCGCAGAUCCGCACCGGAAAAAUCUCAAAAAUCGCUGCCCGCUACCCGCUUCCUGCUCGGACGGGGAUCCGGCCCGCGCCGCCCAAUGA
Messenger RNA from Lolium perenne, 528 nucleotides. RefSeq names its product mitochondrial import inner membrane translocase subunit TIM17-3-like. Gene Ontology annotation, cellular component: TIM23 mitochondrial import inner membrane translocase complex. The record is from RefSeq and is a predicted model, not a curated record. Gene Ontology annotation, molecular function: transmembrane protein transporter activity. Gene Ontology annotation, biological process: protein import into mitochondrial matrix. NCBI's taxonomy places the organism in Eukaryota, Viridiplantae, Streptophyta, Magnoliopsida, Poales, Poaceae.